Messenger RNA from Pristis pectinata (smalltooth sawfish), 2487 nucleotides. RefSeq names its product interleukin-21 receptor-like. The transcript has 9 exons. Gene Ontology annotation, biological process: immunoglobulin mediated immune response; production of molecular mediator involved in inflammatory response; cytokine-mediated signaling pathway. The record is from RefSeq and is a predicted model, not a curated record. Bases 260 to 2119 code for a protein of 619 amino acids. Lineage: Eukaryota; Metazoa; Chordata; Chondrichthyes; Rhinopristiformes; Pristidae. Gene Ontology annotation, cellular component: external side of plasma membrane; membrane. Gene Ontology annotation, molecular function: cytokine receptor activity; protein binding.
UCAAUCCUUUUGUGUUGACCACAACGACCCAGCGCCGCUCUCCAGACCGCCACUCUGACUCAACUGGUGUCAAGCCUUUGAUCCCGCUCGGCUUAAUCACUUCUGCUGUUCCUCUUUGUGAGAGCCGCUUUGGUCCUGCGGCGGUUUAAUGAAGUUAGGCGAAGUGUCUUGUCUCCGGGAUCCUGCGAGGAACUCCGGCCGCCUCUAACUGGCGGCGGCGAGGCCGGGGAGAGUGACGGAGGCCCAGUAAAUUUCCACAAUGAGGUGUCUUUGGAAGUCCCCACUGUGUACAGUUCUUCUGCUUCUACUAUGUGGACAAGCACAAUGCACUACAAUAUGUGACAGUCUAGUUUGUGUCACCGACUACAAAGAUCACAUAACAUGUACCUGGAGAGUUGAUGCGUCACUGAAGCCUGAUGUUUCAUAUCAUCUAAAUGCAGUAUCGUUUUGGAGUAAUUUAUCUUGCAGUUUGACUGCAGCAACAUGUUCUGAUGAGGGCAAAGGUUUCGCUGUGUGCAGCUGUCAACUCUACCAAGAUACAGGGAUUACAACGGAAAACUACAACAUGACCAUCAUGACAAAGAGCCAUGGAGUCGAGACCAGCAGUGCAAUGUGCUCUAACUUUUCCACAGCAGAAAACAUUAAACUCAUUGCACCAUUCAAUUUCACCGUCUCAACCAUAGAUCCAUGUGAGGCGUACAACUUCACAUGGCAAAUAGUCUAUGGUGAAAUGGAUUACAUUAACGAAAUUGAGUAUGAGCUAAGAUACAAGAGGAUGCAAGAUAACUGGGAGCUCCAGAUAUCCAAAUAUGAUCAAAGUAACCGGGGGCUUCUCCAGCUGGUUGCCUCGGAGCUCGCGGAAGACACGGAACACGUGGCACAGAUCCGCAGCCGGCCUGCCGUGAACUCCGGGUAUAAGGGGAUCUGGAGUGACUGGAGUCCCCCGGUGAAGUGGAAAACAGAUUUGUGUAAAACCAAUACUGGCCAGGUGUCUUUGAUAAUGAUUGUGUGUGGGGUAGUAUCUGUGAUCUUCGUUUUCAUUGCCGUGAUGACCAAUAAACCCGAAAGACUAUGGAAGAAACUGUGGGUGAUUACUCCUGACCCAGCUCCAUUCUUCAAGCCGUUGUUUGUGGAACAUGGAGGAAAUUUCACGAAGUGGGUCAAUGCUCGAUAUCCAGAUGCAUUGUAUGAAAUCAGUGAGAAGAAUGCAAUGGUGUUGGAGAAGGGUGACACAGUACAGGUAUACGACGGACCUAUUGCUCUCGACAAAACGUUGAUGAUGGGAUUGAAACCCUGGGAAAAGCAGUCUGACAUUCAUUCCUCGUGGCAAGCCUUAUGUGACCCAAGUACCUGUACCUCAGCUCACUCCAGGGGCCAGUUUGGGAACAACAUCCAACAAUGGAAGGAUAAGUCCUAUGGCCGGGUAUCAAUUGAUACCGUGACAGUGACUGACGAGUCCAGUUGCUCUCAUUGCAAAUACAAAUCCAAGCCAAUCAGACCACCCUACAUGACUCAAUGUAACAGUAAUCCUGCAAGAGAGAAUUCCAAUGUGCAAAAUUAUCCCCCCAGUAGCCAAUUUUUCACUCAUCUGAAUCCACUUACAUCAGGAGCCCCUCAGCCCUGCAACAACACCACACCACUGAAUGGCAUGAUGUCCCUGUUGCAAUCCUCUGGUGGUCUGGAUGGAACAGAUGGAAAUAUUCUAGAUCUUCAGUGCCUCAACAUAGGUGACUGGGACCCAGAAAAUGAAACUUUCUCUUUAAAUGAUGAAGAUGCCUCUUGGGCUGAUAGAAAUGUUAGUGAGGGUGGUUCGUGGAGUGACGGAAGCCUUGAUGCCAUCUCCUCGUGCAGCAGGCUGGAACCAGACCUUGGUUAUCCAAAGGUAUCACUGGAUUUAGAUACUGUUGAUAGUGGAUUCACUGAAACGGAUCCCUAUUUUAUGACUGCUGUUGAUUUGGGAUGUAAUAAUAAUAUGGGCACUGAUGGAGCUGCAUACGGAAAAGAGCCAAAUGAUAACAGCCUUGCCAAUUCAGAGGAGCAAAAGCAGUAUUACAGGAGCUACGUGAAGCAAUGGGUGAAGUCCCCAUCCACUAGUGCGGACUGCAAUGCUCAAGGUUAGCCCUGGCCGGCUCCUAACUUUUGGCACGUGCAAGUCUGUCAGAAUGCCAUCCCUACAUAGGUAAAAAUGACAGCACUAUGGGGGAUCGAAUCACCUAUAAAGAUGGUUGUCCUGGGUUUUUUCUAUUAAUUGAUUUUGAAUGCUGUAAAGGGAAGUGUGUUCCAGACAUGUCUUCCUAUGCUGAUUUGUUAAGACAACCCAAGCCUCAGCAAGCGUUCCUGCUGUUUGUCCCCAACAGUGUGAUCUUUGACUUGGAUUCCCUACCUGUGUGCUACUUGGAAAUUUUUCUAAUUAUCCCAAUCUUCAAAGCCUCUAAUAUACCUCAUCCCCACUGUUAUCAGUAGAUUUUUAGCCAACGAAGGAAAUAA